AUGGAGAGCACCCGUCCAGACCCCUGUAGCAUUGUUGGUCUCUUGGUUACCAAACCAGACUUCAAAAGUUCAUUCAAGUCUGGAGAUGUUAUCGAAAUUGAGUUCAUCUCGGCUCCCGAAGUCACCACCAUCGACGAGAUUAACUUGACGAUUAGUUGGGAGGGUAAAGCUCAUAUUCUCGACACCAACGUUACCUUGACUCCUCCCGGCCAGAGGACCUACACUCUCAGGUACACCCUUCCUGAGGGCUUGAAACCUGAUGCUCGAUACAGCGUUGGAAUUGGUUCCUUGUGGAUGGCUCAAUCUUGCACUUUUCCUAUCAAUGAACCGAAAUGGGGCCUCACGAUUACAACUCCUGGGAUUGAUCAAUACUAUAAAAGCGGUGGUCAUGUCGUUGUCAAGUGGGAAGAUCCCUACAACCUUUACCAGGAUCUUAAGUUUCAAUUCAUCAAGAUUUGUACAUUUAACAGCAUUGAAAAUCUCGUUUGGACAUCUGUAUUGGCUCGGGAUGUCUCAAUCUCUAGCGGUAGAUACAUCGUUAAACUUCCCGAGAAUCUUCCGGUCCACAAAGGCUAUACCAUCGGGUUUCGUGUCAUUCGCGAUGACCGGAAUGAAGAUUAUUACACGUGUCCCUUCAGCGUUAUCUGA
Messenger RNA from Acaulospora morrowiae, 648 nucleotides. NCBI's taxonomy places the organism in Eukaryota, Fungi, Glomeromycota, Glomeromycetes, Diversisporales, Acaulosporaceae. The record is from the annotation of a GenBank genome assembly.